This is a messenger RNA of Aspergillus saccharolyticus JOP 1030-1, 3110 nucleotides long. Its product is annotated as Hid1 family protein. The record is from RefSeq and is a predicted model, not a curated record. Gene Ontology annotation, cellular component: membrane; Golgi medial cisterna; Golgi trans cisterna. Bases 180 to 2852 code for a protein of 890 amino acids. NCBI's taxonomy places the organism in Eukaryota, Fungi, Ascomycota, Eurotiomycetes, Eurotiales, Aspergillaceae. The transcript is spliced from 8 exons.
CGCCAACAUGCCACCAACUCCAUUCACACGCGGCAUCGGGUUACUGGGCUCACGUCGCAAAGCAAUUCAUUCUCUUGGAAAGACAGUUCUCACACCAAAACCUACCAUUCUCUUGAUCACGUCAAUCAACUGUAUGAGGUUCAUAGGCUUACAAACAUAAGCUUCAUGGUGGCUUCACGAUGGGAGCUUCCGAGUCAAAGUUAGUCUUCAAGCAGGGCAUCUUCCGUCUGUCUGAGGAGAAGGACAUUCCUGCGGAUGAUCCCUACUGGACCAGGUUCUGGGAGCUCCCAGAGUCGACUGAGGAUGUCUUCAGCUUGUUCACACCGGCCGACAUCCGGCGCACGCGCGAUCAUGCCUUAUCGAAUUUCGAGACCCUUCUGCUUUCGGUUACCUCUCGUUUAAACGUCUUGAAGAAUCAUCCCUCUUUUCCAGACCCGGAGCUGGCGCCCGACCGCGAUGCGCUCAACUGUAUCCGCAUCCUGACCCGUCUGCUUCCAUACAUCUACGAGGCUGAGCAUCUGGAGGAGUGGGAGGAGCAGUUCUUCUGGGCUCGCCGCAAGAAGAAGACCCGGGAGGCGCAAGUAGCUCCGGAAGUGUUGUUCGAUGAAGCACAAGCUGAAGAGCGGGAUCAGGCUUCGCCGCGAGCCUCUGAAUUGGAAGAUGCUAAGCCACUGGCGGAAGAGUUGAUCGAUACCCUCCUCGACCUACUGUUCUAUACAAACUUCACGAUCCCUAAGUUAUCGUCGGCGAAGAACAAAGUGUCCUACUCAAUUUGGCAAAGUGGUGUGGGAUGCAAUACUUCCAUGGGAUCGACCAAAGAGCUGGAAAGUAACCGCUGCGAGGUCAUACGGUUGCUGCUAACUCUAACCGGGAAAGCGAUGUAUAUGCCUUCCAAUCUACUUCCUGUGCAAGGUGUGCGGGCCAUCACAUACAUCACGACUUGCUCCGACAAACAAGCUGUAUUGACUCUGUUGUGUUCUUUAUUGAACACGGCGAUCAAAUACAACCCUGCCUCGUGGAGGGUGCCGUAUGACCAUGUGGUCUGGAAAGAUCCGAAACAAAUCCUGGUCAUUUACUGCUUGCAGCUUCUCCUAGUGCUUCUAUUAUAUCCAGUUCCCGAAGAUGGUCGUGGGUCCCCUCCAAAGAAUUACUACCGCCAUUAUUUCGGAAGACUGCACAGACCGCAAGAUUUUCAGUUUCUGGUCGAUGGCAUGACCCGAAUCUUGAACCAGCCAAUGCAGAUCACGAACUCGUAUCUUCCUGGUAGUCAAAAGUCUGUGAAAUGGGCGCCGGAGAUGCUCGUACUAUUCUGGGAGGCGUUGCAGUGCAACAAACGCUUCAGGUCCUUUAUCAUCGACUCAAAUCGCUCACAUGAUUUCGUUAUACUUUGUCUUUUCUAUGCUAUUGUGUAUAAAUCUGAUCCCUCUAAGCAGGGUGUGGUUAGGAUGUGCAUUUUUGUUCUUCAAACAAUGAGUGUCGAGCCCAAUUUCGGCAAGAGUUUGAACCUCAAAUUUGAAGCACAAGAUACUCUUCCGCAAAGUAUCCGGAUUCCAGGCUUCAAGGGGUCCUACGCCGACUAUCUGAUUAUAUCCAUUCAUACACUGAUCACUGCCAGCAAAGGACAAUUGACAGCUGUCUAUCCUGCGCUACUGGCAAUCAUCAACAACAUUGCCGCAUAUGUGGAAAACCUGUCUCCGGUUUCCUGCUCCAAAUUGCUGCAGUUGUUUUCCUCGAUGUCAGCGCCCAGCUUCCUACUCGCUAACGAAACAAACCACGUCCUUCUAGCAUCCGUGCUUGAGUCAAUCAACUCCAUUCUCGAGCAUCAAUUUACAAGUAACCCAUAUCUUGUUUUUUCUAUCCUCCGCAACCGGAGACGCUUUGAGGCUGUGCGUGAAUUCACCCUUGAGAGUGGACAGCAGGAAAUAGAACGUCAGAAUGAAAGGCGGAAGUCUGCUGCGAAUGAAUCUGCCGCAAGUCCAGUCCUCUCUCCAACCGAAGAAGAUACACAAGCUCCCUCUGGGGCACGCUCAUCGCUGGGUCGAAUUCCGGAAGAAAAUAGUCCUUUCGCCAUUGGCGGUGAUGAUUCUGAAGAUGAAGGCGAAGCGCAGAAAUCGCCAAUCCGAGACUCUACAUCGGUUCCGACUUCUCGGCGGCAAUCGAUAUCAUCUGUCGUUGACGAAAGUGUGCCACUUCAGCUUCGAGGGAUGUCCGAGAAGGCACGCGGCAAGAUGCCUGCUGGACAGCCCACAUUCUCCAGACAGAACAGCAUGACCAGCCAAAGCAGCAUGUCGGCUGCCUUCCUUGCAUCCUCGAGCGGAUUCACGCCGACAGCUUCUUGGCUUGAAUCUUGGUUGCCUGAGUUGCCGCUCCACACGAUACUCACUAUCAUUUCAGCCAUCAUGCCCCACGUGCCUGAGUCGGCUUUCCAGUCUGCUUCCAGCCCGGAAGCUCGCACACUGGUCACAAACCUUCCCACCUUUGUGGAGGAGCCGAUGAUUCAGGUCAUUGUCUCCGAGCCCUCGCCCGUUCGUGUUCACUCAUUUGAAUGGUCAGCCCUCUCAAUGGGCUGGUAUGAAUCCCUGCUCUGGGGCUUUAUAUUCUCGAGCGAAAUGGUGGUCGGCUCCGCGGCAGGCGCCACACCUGGUACUGUUGGGGUGUGGAAUGGUACUGGAGUCAAGCUCUUUAAGGUGCAAGAAGCGGCGGCGCAAGGACCUACGCUAUUGGCACCAAAGGGCGCUGUUGAUGCAGUGGGUAGCAAUCUCGUGCAGCGCAUUGGCAGCCUGAGUCUCCGACGCAGUAGUACACAGGAUUCUCAAAGCAAUUCUCGGCCACCUUCUGUUCGCGAGGUCUAAGGUACAAGCCAAGCUCCGCUGGGCAUUCAGGAUCACUGGAUGGUUGCGGGGCCUCCUUAUUUCGUUUAGAUGCAUUAGCUUUCUUUUCUUUAUCUUGAUGAACUCUAUGGUUUAGAUGAUACCUGACUAGCGUUGCGCGAUUGGCUUUUCUUUAUGCGCGUGAUGGCCUUCGAAGCAUUUUUAAACCUGUUGAUCUUUUCUUUGCCGAUUAGUUCUUCAUAUAUUAGAAAGUAAAGCCAAUAAAACACUGCUUUUACG